AUGCAGUUUCCCAUGGGCCCUGCCUGCAUCUUCUUGAGGAAGGGCAUCAUCACUGAGAAACAGCGGGAGUGACCCCUGGGACAGGAUGAGAUUGAAGAGCUCCGGGGAGCAUUUCUUGAAUUUGACAAGGAUCACAAUGGAUUCAUUUCUUAUAAGGAUUUGUGGAAUCUCAUGAGGACGAUGGGUUGUAUGUCCACAGAGAUGGCGUUGACCGAGCUGGGCCAGCAAAUCAGCAUGAACUUUGUUGGCCGUGUAGACUCUGAAGACUUUGUGGAGCUGAUGACUCCAAAAUUGCUUGCAGAGACAGCUGGGAUGAUUGGUGUCCAAGAGCUCAGAAACGCCUUCAAAGAGUUUGAUGCCAAGGGAGACGGGGAGAUCACACUGGCAGAGCUACAGCAGGCCAUGCAGAGGCUUCUGGGAGAUAAGCUCACGCCCCGGGAGAUCGCUGAGGUAGUCCAGGAGGCUCACAUCAAUGGGAAUGGCACCGUUGACUUUGAAGGUGAUGCACUGGGCAGUAUUGCAAGAAUCUACAUUGAACUCCACUCCUAUCCCCUGCCACCAGGUCCCCGCAGGCGGGGGCAAGUGGUGCCUAAACAUGGGGCUCAAGGUACAGACCCUCGCCAGACAGAGACGGUUGAAGACAGACCCGGGUACACAUUGAGGACGGCCUCUGACAAAGUGAAAGUAACUAAGCUGGAUCGCUACUUUGUUUGA
Nannospalax galili (Upper Galilee mountains blind mole rat) is the source of this 714-nucleotide messenger RNA. Its product is annotated as calcium-binding protein 5. Gene Ontology annotation, molecular function: calcium ion binding. The record is from RefSeq and is a predicted model, not a curated record. Lineage: Eukaryota; Metazoa; Chordata; Mammalia; Rodentia; Spalacidae.